Aspergillus pseudonomiae is the source of this 1653-nucleotide messenger RNA. Its product is annotated as putative endo-1,3(4)-beta-glucanase. The record is from RefSeq and is a predicted model, not a curated record. The transcript has a single exon. The coding region runs from base 164 to 1339 and encodes 391 amino acids. Lineage: Eukaryota; Fungi; Ascomycota; Eurotiomycetes; Eurotiales; Aspergillaceae.
CUCACAACUGCACAACAAAAACGCUGACUAAUCCGCACAACCACGACGUCACAAGCAUCACACAACCCAACUCCAACUCUCCAACUCCAUCCCUCAAUAAGACUACAUUGACAACUCCAACCUCACCCACUCAGAGACAAACCCAAAAAAACCGCAAAAAAAGAUGGUCCUAGAAAACGCUCAAACAGACCCCAUCCCCCCAUCGGGCGCGGAAGCAACCAACGACAGCGACAGCACCCCAACCACAAAAUACCAGUACCACUCGCUCUAUAUUAAACGCGACCUCAUCGCCAACCCGGAUCCGUUCACCCUCUACUUCGGAUUCUUCGGACGGUGGAACUAUGACCGAAAAGUAACCGCCAAUGUACUCCGUCGAGUCGAAAACGCCCGGGUGCUAAUCCAGCGCCUCCCCACACAAGACGAACUAGAUGCGAUGGUAACACACAGCAGUCGCAGUUUAUACCAGGAGCGGAUCGGCGCGCCAUUGGGAUUCCUCGGCGGGUCGGCGCUUCUGUGGAUGCAGGCCAAGAAAUCGGAGUUGUAUCCGGCUUAUUUCCCCAAGGCUUCCGGUCCGGAGGGGAAGAUGCCGUCUCCCAAGGAGAUUCUGCAGGCCGCUCAGAGAUUUAUGAUUGCUGAGCCGACUGUAGCGAAACGAGCGGUUUUUGUGACGGGUUUCAAAUUGCUGUUCUAUAGUGUGGCGGGCGCGACGUUGUCGAGUGUUUAUGCGGUUUAUAAAGAGACGACGAAUACAAUGGGGGAUUCGCGAUUGAAGGAGUUCUUGGCGGAUUUGAAAAAGCAGAAUCCCGAGGAGAUAAGAAGGAGGCAGAUGGAGUCCAGGGGGCGGAGGUCGGUGGGCGAGCAACAGGGAGUUGUCGAGAUGGAUCAGGGUGGUGAUUAUGCUUCGGAGUAUUCCGGUGGUAACGUUCAGUCGACGACGGUAUCUGUCCCUGAUCGUCGUCCGGUAUUAGAACCUGUUGGUGGUGGAUCGGGUGCAGAUCACGGCCGCGGAGGAGAUUUCUUCGAUGAAGAUGAUGCUAGCCCCACGGCGCCUGAGUAUAGAACCAAUAGGGGCACACAGGCUGGUUACUCGCAGGGAGGUGCUUGGGAGCGGAUUCGACAACAAAAUGCUCCCGCACCUGCUCAGUCCAGUCAUCAGGAUGCAUCCGGCCAGCAGUCACCACAGUGGGACUCAUGGAGCCCCCCAUCAUCAGAGAGUGACAAGCAGCGGGAGAGGGAGCAAGCUCGUGCCGAUUUUGAGCGAUUAUUGGAUGCAGAAAGGAAUAUUGGACAAGAGUCGGCGAGCGAAGGGCGCAAUAAAGGUUGGGGGAAGUGGAAUUGAUUUCCCGCUAGUGGACUGACACCGUGUACUAUACUAACUAUACUUGAUUCUACGAUGGAGUAGCUUUCGAGUCUGGGUCACAGGCUCGACAAUGUAUAUUAACUCUCUGUGGCAUAUGUCUGCAUUGCUCAUGAACAUCAUAUUAACUAUCAUAUAGCCCGAUUAUUACUAAUAGCGGCAGACAACCAAGGAAAUCAAAGCAUUGUGAGAGUGAUGGAAGCCUGUGCAUGAUAGAGCAACAGGAACCACCUCAAUCCCAGAUACAAAGGAACUUUUCCUUGUCCUUGCGGACCCAAUCUGAAGAAGAAGAGUAA